Molecule: messenger RNA, 4123 nt
Organism: Alosa alosa (allis shad)
Lineage: Eukaryota; Metazoa; Chordata; Actinopteri; Clupeiformes; Clupeidae
Gene: opa1
Product: OPA1 mitochondrial dynamin like GTPase
Exons: 25
Coding region: 159-2348 (729 amino acids)
Biological process (GO): mitochondrial fusion
Cellular component (GO): cytoplasm; mitochondrial membrane; microtubule
Molecular function (GO): GTPase activity; microtubule binding; GTP binding
Source: RefSeq, a predicted model, not a curated record
GGCCCUGAAGGCCCCAGAGGCUCCGGUGGCGGCCGCCACAGCCGCGUCGACAGCCACUUCGCCCGAAUAGCGACAAGCAGUACAAGAAGCCAUCGGAUAAAGAGAAAAUAGACCAACUACAGGAGGAUCUUCUCCGCACUCAGCUGAAGUACCAACGCAUGCUCGAGCGUCUGGAGAAGGAGAACAAGGAGCUGAGGAAGGUGGUGCUGCAGAAGGAUGAUAAAGGCAUUCAUCAGAGGAAGGUCAAGAAGUCUCUGAUUGACUUGUACUCAGAAGUGCUGGACAUCCUUUCUGACUAUGACUCCAACUACAACACUCAAGACCACCUGCCAAGGGUGGUGGUGGUCGGGGACCAGAGUGCCGGGAAGACCAGCGUGCUGGAGAUGAUCGCCCAGGCCAGGAUCUUCCCCCGAGGCUCGGGCGAAAUGAUGACCAGGUCGCCUGUCAAGGUGACCCUCAGUGAAGGCCCUCACCACGUGGCCAUGUUCAAGGACAGCGGCCGAGAGUUUGACCUCACCAAAGAGGAGGAUCUGGCUGCCCUCAGGCACGAGAUCGAGCUCAGGAUGAGGAAGAGCGUCAAGGAUGGCCAAACCGUCAGCACGGAGACAAUUUCUCUAAGUGUCAAAGGCCCAGGAAUCCAGAGGAUGGUGUUGGUUGACCUGCCAGGUGUUAUUAGUACGGUGACCGCAGGAAUGGCAGCAGACACCAAGGAGACCAUUUUCAGCAUCAGUAGAGCGUACAUGCAGAACCCCAAUGCCAUUAUCCUCUGCAUUCAGGAUGGUUCAGUGGAUGCCGAGCGCAGCAUUGUCACGGACCUGGUCAGCCAGAUGGACCCCCAGGGCAAGAGAACCAUCUUUGUCUUGACCAAAGUCGACCUGGCCGAGAAGAACCUGUCCAGCCCCAGCAGGAUUCAGCAAAUUGUUGAAGGCAAGCUGUUCCCAAUGAAGGCCUUGGGAUACUUUGCUGUGGUUACUGGCAAAGGAAGUGCUGGUGAAAGCAUUGACUCCAUUAAAGACUACGAGGAAGAUUUCUUCCAGGGCUCCAGACUAUUAAGAGACGGCAUGCUGAAGGCCCACCAGGUCACCACCAAGAACCUGAGCCUGGCCGUGUCCGACUGCUUCUGGAAGAUGGUGCGGGAGUCCGUGGAGCAGCAGGCCGAUGCCUUCAAAGCCUCUCGCUUCAACCUGGAGACGGAGUGGAAAAACAACUACCCACGCUUACGUGAGCUGGACAGGAACGAGCUCUUUGAGAAGGCCAAGAAUGAGAUCCUGGACGAAGUGAUCAGCCUGAGUCAGGUCACGCCCAAACACUGGGAGUCCAUACUGCAGAAGAAGCUGUGGGAGAGGGUGUCCACGCACGUCAUUGAGAACAUCUACUUGCCGGCCGCCCAGACCAUGGACUCGGGCACCUUCAACACCACUGUGGACAUCAAGCUGAAGCAGUGGACAGACAAGCAGCUGCCUCACAAAGCAUUGGAGGUUGCCUGGGAGACGUUGCAGGAAGAGUUUGCCCGCUUUAUGGCAGAGUACAAAGGGAAAGACCAGGAUGACAUCUUUGACAAGCUGAAGGAGGCCGUCAAGGACGAGAGCAUCAAGAGACACAAGUGGAACGAGAGAGCCAUGGACAGCUUGAGGGUGAUUCAACACAACGCCCUUGAGGACCGCUCUAUCACAGACAAGCCUCAGUGGGAUGCUGCCAUCCAGUUCAUGGAGGAGACUCUGCAGUCCCGCCUCAAAGACACGGAGUCUGUAAUUCAUGAUAUGGUGGGACCAGACUGGAAAGAGAGGUGGAUGCACUGGACAAACCGCACGGGAGACCAGCACAUCCGCAACGAAACCAAAAACGAGCUGGAGCGCCUGCUGAAGCUGCAGGAGGACCACACAGCCUACCUGGCCAACGACGAGGUCACCACCGUACGCAAGAACCUGGAGAGCCGCGGCGUUGAUGUGGACCCUGUGCUGAUCAAGGACACGUGGCACCAGUUGUACCGACGCCACUUCCUGCAGAAGGCCCUGGCCCACUGUAACCUCUGCCGACGAGGCUUCUACUACUACCAGAGACAUUUCGUAGACUCUGAACUGGAGUGCAAUGACAUUGUGCUGUUCUGGAGGAUCCAGCGCAUGCUGGUCAUCACUGCCAACACGCUGAGGCAACAGCUCACCAACACGGAGGUACGUCGCCUGGAGAAGAACGUGAAGGAGGUACUGGAGGACUUUGGGGAGGACACGGAGAAGAAGACCCAGCUGAUCACCGGCAGGAGAGUUCAGUUGGCCGAGGACCUCAAAAAAGUUCGGGAAAUCCAGGAGAAACUUGAAGCAUUCAUUGAAGCCCUUCACAAAGAAAAGUAGACAUAAACGCUGGAUGCAACUUACAGUUCACAGAAAAUGCACUGUUCAAAGAAGACUAAUUCACCUUCGGCCCUUUUGUAAAUGACUGCUCUCCCGACCUCAUCCGCAUCCAGCAUUUGAUUUUAACAUGAAGAUACUCUCUCACACAUACUAUAUAUAUAUAUAUAUAUAUAUGCACACACACACACACACUGGCACACUCUAAAAGGAGUCUGCAGCUAGACAUUUCUUCGCUCGCUGCUUCAGGAGGAAGAUAAAGAGUGGAUGCUCUCUCCUCCAGCCAGUGAGCGGCUGCUUGGCUCUAUCAGCGACUGGGAAAGAAGCCCUCCAUAAGCCGAGAGUGACCCUGUCACAGCCGGAUGCAGUCUUCCCCUCCUCUGGUGGCUCAAAAGCACUUGAUGCGUUCAGCAGACAUGUCCUCCACAUGGACAUACUCCACAGAGAAGGAGCGAAUGAGUGGGAGAGGGAGGAAGGCAAAAAAAAAAAGAGACCCACUUACAUACACCUCCACUCCUCUCGUCCUCCUCCACCUCUCUGUUCUCCCUCACUUCCCAUAAAUGAAGAUUUUGUGCAGGUGUCUUCUGUCACCCCCCCCCAUACACCCUACUACCCCCACCCCACUCUUAUCACGCACUUUGGCUGUCGUCAUCCAUUUGGCUGCGUUUGCCAGGCGCGUCUAUCAGACACGUAUCUGCUGGUGAUGUCUAGGAGGCCGUGGGUGUAGGGGAGGAUGCAGCGCUCCUGUCAGCCUGCAGAUAACCGUGAAGCACUUAGCAUCAGCAGCCCCCGGUGUCGGGCCCCAUCCCAUAGGAUUUGUAGGCUUUCCAACGGGGGAAGUGUUGUAGUUUAUCACCAACUGAUAAUGUACUCUUGCUUACAGUAUGGCGGCUCUAUUUAAACUUAGCACCUCCAUCUUAUGUUUGUUUGACUAAUGUAGGGAUUAAAAAGCAAACUGUUUGCCUUUAUUUAUUUUUGUUCCUGAUGUGAGAUGUGAGACUAAUUGAAGUUGGGUACACGUAAACAAGAGAUCCUUUUCACUCAUUUCUGCUUGGGUUCGAGAGCGUCUCUGAGAGAUCUGUCUGUGUAGUGCGUUGCACAUCACGGACCUCACACUCGUGGUGUUUCAUGUUAGCUCCAUGUCCUGCAGGCCUUCAUUGAGAAAACAGUGCGGAGCCUCCACUACCGUCUCUGGUCUCUGGGGGAGCAGCAGCUCUUAGGCCUGUUGGCUGUCCUCCUAGUGGUGAAGUCAGAAUGGGGGCGGGGGUCCACACUCACACUCACACUCACACGUUUGGCUGCCCUCUCCACUCGAUUCACUCUGCUUCCGGCUCUUUUCCCUCUCUCCAUCUCUCUCACUUUCUCUUUUCCCUCUCCAUCUCUCACUUUUUCUUUCCAGUUCUCUCCAUCUCUCUCUCACCUUAGCCCUUUCCUCCCAUAAGACGUGAGCGUUCUUCCUUUCCCUCGGAGGAAGAAUAGAAUGAGGAGAAUGGAAAGGGGGUGGGGGGGUUGGGCGGGUUGAGAUGGGGGAAUUCAAAGCGGACUUCUCUUUCCUCUAGCACUGUUUGCAUCUGCACGUUUCCUCUCCCUUCUCUCACCUUACUGCUCAUCUGGUUGCCUGUGUCCAGUGUGUGAAGUCAAAGCAGAACUAUUUUUUGUCUUUUUGCGGCUGUUAUGCAUUUUUAUUGCUCUUUAUCUCUCUCUCUCUCUCUCUCUCUCUCUCUCUCUCUCUCUCUCUCUCUCUCUCUCUCUCUCUCUCUCUCUCUCUCUCUCUCUCU